AUGUUUUCGAUUUGCAUAAUCGGUGAUUGUAUUCGCUUUAUUAGCCGUUGUGAUCUCCUGCUCACAGGCUUUCUAUUUUUAUUGGCAAUUGUCAACUUUUUCAUGCGGCUGCAAUUUCUUGACCGGUGGAUGCAUAAAACAAAGUUACUGGUAAAACAGAUACGAUUAGUUCGGAAAAAUUCAAAAAAGGUGUUAAUGGAACUACCCUUUCUCAUAGAAGAUAUGACCACUAUCCGGGAGCUGUAUAAAUAUAUCAAAGAUUUUACUGGUGGGCUCGACGGAGAGGAUAACAUUUUAGCAGGAGAUUACUGUUCUGAAAACUGUGUGGAAAAUUGCAUCAAAAACGGGACCAUGAAACUGGGUUCGGUUUUCACUGCGAAAGAUGUUCUUGUUGUUAACACAGACGAGGUCUCUAUUUUACGAACCGUCGGAUCAGUACACCACAAAAUGUCAGAUAGUGAUCAUUCUGGAUUGGGUUUAUCUGAAAAUCUAAGAAAUAUAUUAUUUAAAAGAAAAUAUCUCUGGACUGCUUUUGAUCAAUGGAUUAAUGAGGAACCGUCCGAGCGCCGUCAUCAAUUUGAAAUUAUUCGGUCAGCACUACUCGUUCCUUGUGAAUAUGCUUCUUUCGUGUUCAAUGGAAUAGGAGAAGAAGAAGAGCCCCCAAUGCGAAAAUUAACGAGUUUCAUGAACCAAACCGAAUUUCUACAAGCUCCCAGCUGGACAGUCCCGAGUAAAAGCAUUUUCGACAUCCUCAAGGAUAUUUUCAACACCGUUACGGAAUUUCAAUCAGAAAACGGCAUAAUUCAUGAUAUUUUCCUACUCAUGCUGAUUUCUUCUACACACUUCCGCGUACUCUCUCAAUUUUUUAUUGUUGGCUUGUGGCUCUUGAAAAGGUAUAAAGAGGAUGUAGGAAAAGUGUCAUCUGACGAGCUACUGACUCAAGAACAAAUGGAGGGACAAUUCCGUAAGUUUCGACGAACGAUAGAAGAACAAAGCAACGUUCUGGACCAAGAGCAGAAGACGGAUGAAAUUCAAAAGGAAUGGGAAACGCUUCCUGCUGUUUCUAAUUUAUAG
This is a messenger RNA of Caenorhabditis briggsae, 1074 nucleotides long. NCBI's taxonomy places the organism in Eukaryota, Metazoa, Nematoda, Chromadorea, Rhabditida, Rhabditidae. The record is from RefSeq and is a predicted model, not a curated record. The transcript has 8 exons. Bases 1 to 1074 code for a protein of 357 amino acids.